Molecule: messenger RNA, 2572 nt
Organism: Castor canadensis (American beaver)
Lineage: Eukaryota; Metazoa; Chordata; Mammalia; Rodentia; Castoridae
Gene: Gpld1
Product: glycosylphosphatidylinositol specific phospholipase D1
Cellular component (GO): extracellular region; extracellular matrix
Molecular function (GO): GPI anchor phospholipase D activity
Source: RefSeq, a predicted model, not a curated record
CCAUGUCACCAGAGGAGUCCAGGAAGAAUGAGACCAUGUGUGCUUUCAGGUUGUGGUCUGGCCUCCUGGUUGUGCUGGCUUUUUUCUGCUCUAGAAGUUCGUCAUGUGGCCUUUCAACACAUGUAGAAAUAGGCCACAGAGCUCUGGAGUUUCUUCAUCUUCAAGAUGGGCGUGUUAACUACAAAGAGCUGUUAUUAGAACACCAGGAUGCGUAUCAGGCAGGGACUGUGUUUCCUGAUUCUUUUUACCCUGACAUCUGCAAAGGAGGCAAAUUCCAUGACGUGUCUGAGAGGACUCAUUGGACACCGUUUCUUAAUGCAAGCAUUCAUUAUGUCAGAGAGAACUAUCCUCUUCCCUGGGAGAAGGACACAGAGAAACUGGUAGCGUUCUUGUUUGGAAUUACUUCUCACAUGGUGGCAGAUGUCAGCUGGCACAGCCUGGGUAUUGAACAAGGAUUCCUUAAGACAAUGGGAGCUAUUGAUUUUCAUGGCUCCUAUUCUGAGGCUCAUUCAGCUGGUGAUUUUGGAGGAGAUGUGGUGAGCCAGUUUGAAUUUAAUUUUAAUUACCUUGCACGGCACUGGUAUGUGCCCAUCAAAGAUCUACUGGGAAUUUAUGAGAAACUCUAUGGUCGAAAUGUCAUCAACAAAAAUGUCAUUGUUGACUGUACUCACCUUCAGUUCUUGGAAAUGUACGGUGAGAUGCUAGCUGUUUCCAAGCUGUAUUCCACUUACUCUACAAAGUCCCCAUUUUUGGUGGAACAGUUCCAAGAAUAUUUCCUAGGAGGACUGGAUGACAUGGCGUUUUGGUCAACCAAUAUCUACCGUCUAACAAGUUUCAUGCUAGAGAAUGGGACCAGUGACUGCGUCCUUCCUGAGAACCCUCUGUUCAUUAGGUGUGGUGGCCAGCAAAACAACAGCCUCAGCUCAAAAGUGCAGAAAAAUGAUUUUCAUAGGAAUUUGACUGUACCCAUAAGUAAAAAUAUUGGAAAAAACAUAAACUAUACUGAAAGAGGCGUGUUCUUCAGUGUCGAUUCUUGGACCCCGGAUUCUAUAUCCUUUAUGUACCAGGCUUUGGAAAGGAACAUCCGGACAAUGUUUUCAGGCAGCUCCCGAGAGUCACGGAAGCAUGUCUCCAGCCCCUCAGCAUCUUACUUCUUGUCAGUUCCCUAUGCAAGGCUUGGGUGGGCAAUGGUGUCAGCAGACCUCAAUCAGGAUGGGCACAAUGACCUCGUGGUGGGUGCACCAGGCUACAGCCACACUGGCCACUUCCAGGUCGGGCGUGUGUACAUCAUUUAUGGCAAUGACCUGGGCCUGCCCCCUGUUGAUCUGGACCUAGACAAAGAAGCCCAUGGAAUCCUGGAGGGCUUCCAGCCCUCAGGUCGGUUUGGCUCAUCCUUGGCUGUGUUGGACUUUAACAAGGAUGGGGUUCCUGACCUGGCUGUGGGAGCUCCCUCUGUGGGCUCAGAGCAGCUCACAUACAAAGGUGCAGUGUAUGUCUACUAUGGCUCCAAACAAGGGAGGCUGUCUUCUUCCCCGAGCAUCACCAUCUGCUGCCAGGACAUCUACUGCAACUUAGGCUGGACACUCCUGGCUGCAGACAUGAAUGGAGACAGUGAGCCUGACCUGGUGAUUGGCUCCCCUUUUGCACCAGGUGGAGGGAAGCAGAAGGGAAUUGUGGCUGCGUUUUAUUCUAGCCCCAACCAGAGUGACAAAGAAAUACUGAACACGGAGGCAGCUGAUUGGAUGGUGAGAGGUGAGGAGGACUUCGCCUGGUUUGGAUAUUCCCUCCACAGUGUCACUGUGAACAACAGAACCUUGCUGCUGGUUGGGAGUCCUACCUGGAAGAAUGUCAGUAGGAUGGGCUAUUUGUUCCGCAGCCAUAAUGAGAAAAAGAGCCUUGGAAGGGUGUAUGGCUACUUCCCACCAAAUGGCCAAAGCCACUUUACCAUUUCUGGAGACAAGGCAAUGGGGAAACUUGGCACUUCUCUGUCAAGUGGCCAUGUAAUGAUGAAUGGGACUCUGACGCAAGUGCUCUUGAUUGGGGCCCCGACUCACGAUGAUGUGUCUAAAAUGGCAUUUUUGACCAUGACCCUGCACCAGGGUGGAACAACACGGCUAUAUGAGCUAACAGUCGGUGCACAGCCCUCUCUGCUUAGCACCUUCAGUGGAGACCGUCGCUUCUCUCGAUUUGGUGGAGUUUUACACUUGAGUGACCUGGAUAAUGAUGGUUUAGAUGAAAUCAUCAUGGCUGCCCCAAUGAGGAUAACAGAUAUAACCUCUGGACUACUUGGGGGAGAAGAUGGACGAGUUUAUAUAUACAAUGGUAAACAGACCACCCUUGGAGACAUGACAGGCAAAUGCAAAUCAUGGAUAAGUCCAUGUCCAGAGGAAAAGGCUCAAUAUGUACUAAUUUCUCCUGAAGCAAGUUCAAGAUUUGGGAGCUCUCUGAUCUCUGUGAGGUCAAAGGAAAAAAAUCAAGUUGUCAUUGCUGCUGGAAGGAGUUCUUUAGGAGCUCGGCUCUCUGGGACACUUCAUGUCUAUAGCCUCACCUAAGAUUAAAGACUUCACUCCGU